UCGUCACUGCGCCGCGCCGCUUGUUGGCGUGCUCGCCCGAGCUGCCUGGCCGGUUUUGUAAUAUCGCCGGGCGGGCCGUGACGUCACGAGACUAGUUUGACGCGCAUGCGUGACGGCCUGCGCCAGGACGCUCGCGCCGUGUCGCAGCCGCCCCCGACCUUAACACCAAUGCUGGAAUACGAAGGAAACUAUGCGAACGAACAAAACCAGGAAGAUCAUAAGCGAUGUAUAUUUCAGCAUUCAGAGUUGGGGCAUUUAAGUGUCUUGCGGGGCGCUCUCGAGUGGCGCCUCCGCCCACCUGAAAACGGGGCAUCAGAGCAACGGGGUGAGAUGUCCGCGUCGCCCCAACCGGUGACCGCUUGCGAGGAGCGCUCGCGCACCCCGCGGGGGGUCGCAACACCCCCCUCCGCGCCCCGCUCACCCGCGCCCGCGCACGCCGUGCUCGCCACCAUGACGCCCGUCCAGCCCGCGCACGAUUACUACCCGCACAAGGUGGAAAUGGACUCUGACGAUGGAUAUCCUGAAGCACACUCCUACCGCCACUCACCUCACGAGUUGGCAGCUUACGCACCCGAUAACAAGGUGGCCGUCCAGCCCGACGUCUACGACCAGGGCAUGGAAUCUAUUGAUGAAAAAACACCCAUCGAUUUAAUCUACGAGGAUGAUAAGGAAACGGUGAUAUAUACAACAACCCCGGACCAGAAGAGGGUUGAGAUGAUAAGCGGCCAACUGGAGGAUGGUCAGUUGGUGAGUGGAGCAGGACAAUUGGUUGACGGUGGCGUCUCCGUAGUUGUGGGCGCCCCGGGACAAGGAACGGUGCUCGUCCUUGCUGAUGAACAUGGACAAGUCAUCACAAUACCAAGACGUCGUAAGGAAGUGAUGGAAGUGAGCGGAGAGUCUUGGCGUGCGUAUUACACUGGUGGACCGGAACAUCCGCUCAGCGCUGCGACUUCUGCUGUGCUCGGGGUCGCUGAAGACCCUCAACCCCAAUCCCUCGUCACCGAGUAUUACAAGCUGCCUCCGCUUGUCCAAGAUGCUCAUCUCAAUCUACACAAGGAAGUUUGGCCGGCCGGCGGAGGUCUGAAGGCGGCCAAUGGCGGUCACGGGGCGGAGCUGGGUGAACUGACUGGCCUCCUGCACGCGGGCCUCGUGAAGCGCGAGCCUGAGGACCUCAGCCGUAAGGUGGUCGAGGAGCCCGAGCACGCGCUCAAGCCGCCGCGACACAAGGUGGCGGUCGGCGAGCCCGGUGAGGCGGCGUCGCCAUCUCCUGUACCCUCGCGAGCCUCCUCAGCAGGCUCACUUCUUCCAGACGCCGCUAUGUACGCAGCGCAAAUGUUUGCGCCCCCAGGCACUCCCAGUCCUACGCCCUAUGGCGAGCAAUAUCCGCGCCAGACGACGACGUUCGCUGGCGAGCCCUACUACAGAGAAUAUUUCAUCGGCGAUGGUUAUCAGCAAAGAGCGGCACCGCCAUACAGUGACACGGAAUCAGCAUCAGCAUCGGCAUUCGGCGAUCGAUAUUCGGCGCCACGUUAUCACAGCAAGAGCGUGAUAGCGGCCGCGGGGCUUACUGUCGACCUCCCGUCACCCGACAGCGGCAUCGGCGCUGACGCCGUCACUCCUCGAGACCACACAGCGGUCCAGCAGUCGUUCGAGUACACGGUGAUCUGCCAGCAGCCCGUGGGCGAAGACGGCAGGGGAACCCCCGCGGCUCAUCAUUCGCCCGCACAGCCACCGAGGACACGUCCCUGGCACGACUUCGGUAGACAAAACGAUGCUGAUAAGAUACAGAUCGCUAAAUCAUUUUCACCUUAUGGGUUUAAAUAUCACUUAGAGACGGCAAGUAGCAGUUCACAGCGGCGUGAAGAUGACCGCAUCACAUACAUUAACAAAGGACAGUUCUAUGGCAUCACGUUAGAAUACGUCCACGAUCCAGACAAGCCACUCAAAAACCAGACAGUGAAGAGCGUUGUUAUGCUUAUGUUCCGGGAAGAAAAAUCACCGGAAGAUGAAAUUAAGGCAUGGCAGUUCUGGCACGGUAGACAACAUUCAGUCAAGCAAAGAAUAUUAGACGCCGACACUAAGAACAGCAUCGGCCUCGCUGGUUGCAUAGAAGAGGUUGCUCACAACGCCAUCGCCGUCUACUGGAAUCCACUGGAAAGUGCAGCUAAGAUUAAUAUCGCUGUCCAAUGUCUGAGCACAGAUUUCAGCAGUCAAAAAGGAGUUAAGGGUUUACCACUUCAUAUACAAAUUGACACCUUCGAAGAUCCGCGGGACACCCAAGUCUAUCACAGGGGUUACUGUCAAAUUAAAGUUUUUUGUGAUAAGGGGGCUGAAAGAAAAACAAGAGACGAAGAAAGAAGAGCCGCGAAGAGGAAAAUGUCAGCAACGAAUCGGAAAAAGUUGGAUGAGAUUUACCACCCUGUGACGGAAAGAAGCGAGUUCUACUCGAUGGCUGAUUUGUCAAAACCACCCGUUUUAUUUAGUCCUGCAGAAGAUAUUGAUAAAUUAGCGGGAAUGGACAUACAGGGAUUCUAUGGGCACGACGAAGGUGCUCUCGCUGAAGCUCAUCUCAAGGGCGCUUCCCCAUUCCUCUUGCACGCAGCAAAACCUCAAGCACCAGCACUGAAAUUCCACAAUCACUUCCCACCUGAUGCACCUGCAUACAGAUCUGAUGUAGGUGGUCUGUCUCCGUACAGUGACCGUAAAGAUUCUUUGGAAUUGGAAGGUGUUUUAGGCAAGCGUGCUCGCACCUCCACCCCUCCUCUUAGCGAACGCGUGAUGCUGUACGUGCGCCAGGACACCGAUGACGUUUACACACCACUUCACGUCGUGCCACCGACCACGCAAGGCCUCCUGCAUGCGAUUGAGAAUAAGUACAAAAUUUCAAGUUCGGCAAUUAAUAAUCUUUAUCGAAAGAACAAGAAAGGGAUUACAGCCAAAAUUGACGAUGAAAUGCUCGCGUAUUACUGCAAUGAGGAUCUGUUCUUACUGGAGGUGCGACCGGCCGGCGGAGACGACGAGCCGCUAUACGACAUCACCUUCGUGGAACUGCCCCUUGACCACUAACACCAGCCCCUACCACCUGACGCGGGAUACAUUGGACACGUGUGAUAUACCAAAUUAAAGUGCUGAUAAGCUUCAGUUCGCUUUUGUAUAGCUCGCGUUACACCACAUUCAGUUUUAAUGGUGGUGAAAAGGAAAUUCAGUGUUUAACAUUCCAUAAUAUACACUCAUUAUUUAUAAAUAAGGUUGUCUCUAAAAUGUCGAUCUCAGAUUGAAAAUUACUAUUAAGGAAAACAUCACCGUAAUCUAUUGUCACAAACAUGGUUGGUCGUUUUAUAAACGACAUAGCAGAUCAUUUUGUACAUAUUUUAUCUAUCUGUAAGUGCCUUAUGAAUUAAAUUUGAACAAAAUGGUAUACCUCAAAAGCGAUUGACAUGUUUAUUAGCCUUUGAAGUUCCUUAGUUUUGAUCACUAUUACGGAAGAACUUAAUGAUCUGUUGCUGAACUAAAAUUUGUGUGCCAUUCGCUCGAUAUCAUACUAGAUGUAUUUAGUAAAAGUUUUAACAGGUACCUUUUAAUCUUGCCAUGAUGAUAAAGUAAGAAAAUUCUUGUCACAAAUGUAAUAUUGUAGAUAAAUAUCAUCUACAAUAAGAAAACUAACGAAGUGCCUUUCAUAAUAAUUAAUUUUUAUAUAUGUAUUAAUAUAAGUGUGUUAAGUCAAAUUAAAUGCCAUCCACUUUGUUAAGUUUUAUAUACUUAAGUUUCGCUAUAUAAGCUCGCUCAAUUCAUUCAUUUAGGAAAGUUGAUGUUAGAAUAAGUAUCAGUGUUGUGUCACAAUGUUUUUUUUUAAUAAUUCACAUUAAAUUGGUAAUAAUACGUGACAAUCAAACGCUCAGGUUAGAAUGUUUCCAAUAGCUGAUUAUAAUUAAGAAUCCAUUUAAUUACACUGAGUUCGAUGUUAUCUCAACAAAUUAUACAAAAACGCCUUUGAAACUUAAAAGGGAAUUGACUAAUAUAAAUAAUAAAUAGAGAUAAUAAAAGCAAAUUAUAAUUUUAAAUGAGACACCAUAGUUACUUUGCAUAAUAUCUACUUUGUAGUCGUUUCAAGUCAGUCACAAAAUCGUACAUCAGAACAUUUACAUACAUCUGCGGGACUGGUAUGUGCUGGUACAUACUUUUUAAAUAUUUUAUUGAUUUUAGGUUUUAUUAAAUAUAAUGCUUUCGAUACUUCAGAUAUCUGGCCAUGACAACUUGGAAUUAAAAUAGUUUUGCUGUCCAAGACUUUAUUUUAAGAUGAAUUGAAUGAAAAUGUAUUUUCGAGCCGUGCCGAUCUUUUGGAUGUUAUAAAUUCUUUCUUAUCUGGAUUUAAGACAUUGGUUUUUUAUAUGACCACGGAAUAUUUGUUAGGUUUUCUCCACCGAUUAAUUCAAAAUUCAGAACCAGGUUCUGUUCCUUAAAGGGAUUGGUCGAAGACAAAGUCGCCCAACAUAUAUAUACAUACCUAUAUAUUAUAUAUAUUAAAUAAGCGCUGUGCCUAGUGCGGACGGUUCGAUUAACUGCCAUAUUAUGACAUAGUUUAGAUUACUUGACGAUUUUAGGUUUAAGAGUUUUAAGUGUAGUUCAUUUUAUUGUCACACACGUUGCAGGUAGGAUCGAAUUUUUUAUUAGGAUAACGCUAUAUAUGUAUAUUCAUAUUUAUGUAUUUUAUGUAAUACAUAAUUCGUUGUUUCGCUUCCUUUGAUCAUCGUCAUACUGACCACAGAUCAAAGUUAUUGAUAUCUUCCAUUAUAUUAUUAUGUUAUGAUUUUACACACUCGUUGACUUCUGUCCACAUUACUUUAAGAAAUUCGGAAUCUCUAUACAUGUUAUAAGUUUAAUUUGCAUUUUGCUCAAAGUCUGCAUUUACCUUGGAGUGGGGCGGACUCUAAGUACUUACAUUGUUUUAUAUUUUACUUUUACUUAUCGAUUUAAUGAUAUUUAUUUAUGUACUUAUGAUUAUAAAUUGCAGCUUUAAUGUUUACUCACAAUGAUGUUAGAUCGUGAUUCUGAAUCUCGUCAUAAGUCACAAACGUCAGUAGCAAUAAAAUACGUAAAGCAGUUAGUAGUUAAAUGGGCGUGUUCACGAAGCGUCGCGCGUCGCCAGCCUACGAUGUUGUGCAAUGAUUAGUUUACGGAAGUAGAUCGAGUGUGAAUAUUGUAUGGGGGUAGAGCGCGCGCGCAGCGCAGCGCGUGGAGGGCGCUGGCGACGCGCCGCCGACGCGGGCCGUCGCCUCCUUGAGAUAGUCACACUAGUUGUUAUAGACAUCCAGAAAGUGGUAGCACAUUUUCGUUAAUAAAUUUUAAUGUACUUAAGUUUAAAUUGAAUAGAUGUUACGUUAUUCUUUUAUAUGAAUAUUUGUAAGUUGUCAUAAAAAUAUUAUUAAUAUAAUUAUUUUUAUCAAAGUUUAUAAUCUAAAUAAAAAUGUUUUUCUUCAAAACAUAAA
This is a messenger RNA of Danaus plexippus (monarch butterfly), 5486 nucleotides long. It is a transcript of the gene grh, whose product is annotated as protein grainyhead. The transcript is spliced from 15 exons. Bases 106 to 3066 code for a protein of 986 amino acids. The record is from RefSeq and is a predicted model, not a curated record. Lineage: Eukaryota; Metazoa; Arthropoda; Insecta; Lepidoptera; Nymphalidae. Gene Ontology annotation, cellular component: nucleus. Gene Ontology annotation, molecular function: RNA polymerase II cis-regulatory region sequence-specific DNA binding; DNA-binding transcription activator activity, RNA polymerase II-specific. Gene Ontology annotation, biological process: regulation of transcription by RNA polymerase II.